Homarus americanus (American lobster) is the source of this 2649-nucleotide messenger RNA. RefSeq lists its product as uncharacterized. The transcript is spliced from 11 exons. The record is from RefSeq and is a predicted model, not a curated record. NCBI's taxonomy places the organism in Eukaryota, Metazoa, Arthropoda, Malacostraca, Decapoda, Nephropidae. Bases 11 to 1417 code for a protein of 468 amino acids.
ACUCUUAUCUAUGACAGUGGUGGUGGUGAUAAGGAAAGUUGCGACACUCGUCAUUGUUUUGGUGGCUUCAAGAGGUGUGUGGACCAGUUGUCAACAACCCUUCAUUAUUUUCCACAUUUUGCAAAUAGAUAUGGUAGGGGCAGUGAGGAGGGUGGUGGUGCUGAUGAUGCUGGGACUUUGUGCUGGCGAAUACAUCAGGAAGAGUAUUCUCUGUGAUGACAUUGAUGCCAUUUGCGAGUAUAAUGGUUAUCCUGAUGAGAACAACAAAACAUCCUGUGGCAACGAUCAGGAAGAGUUUCUCAACCCUGUCAUCUGCAACUGUGGCACCAAGUGCAUUGAUAAUCUGAAAGAGGGAGACAGCUGUGUUGUAUCAUCCCCAGUACAAUAUCCUCGUGAGUUGUGUGGGCCAGGCCUGGAGUGUAUCCCCGACGACCUCACCAAGCCUGAUGAUGCUCAUUGCAUCAGAAACCCAGCAAGGCCAUGUAUUAAUGAGAGGCUAGAAUAUGAGGCAGACAAGGCAGCAGGAACGUUGGGCCCCGGUCGCUAUAAACCCAACUGUGAUGAGUAUGGUAGAUACGCCCCCAAGCAGUGCACGCCCGCCAGCACGUGUUACUGUACAAACUCUGACGGCAUGAGACUGUUUGGGGAAGGACCCAUUACUGACCAAGAAAAAAUUAACUGUGAAUGUUCAGCUUACUGGGAUGAAACAAAGAAAAAGGGAUUAAACUUUGGCCUGAGGUGUUUGCCUAAUGGUAACUUUGAUUCACUGCAGUGUUUUGAUGACAUUUGCUUCUGCUAUGAUGCUGUCAAUAUGACUGUCCUUGUUGGACCUCUGCCCUUCAGCAUGUUGCUCAACAUGCCAUGCUAUGACCCUACAAUACACAACCCAGAAUACCUCAACCCAUGUCACAAGGCACAGGUAGAGUGGGACAGUCAAGGUGACAACGACUCUAUCAUCGUAGGAGAAAAUUCUCGACCAAUCUGCAGUCCAGAUGGAUAUUAUGCAGCCGUACAGUACCAUGGUCCAGAUGCCUACUGUGCAGACAUAAAUGGGAAUCAGAUUGAAAAUUUUACUCAACCUAUUUACUUGGCAACUGAUAUGAAAUGUUGUAAGUGCAUGCUACUGGCUGUGUGCAGAAUUGUUGCAAUUGUUGACUGGUUGAGCCCCAAGGAACUUCUGAUCGGGAUAGAAGUUUCACCCUUCUCUGCCUGCUUACGGGCACGAGGGCGUUACAUCAUGGAAGAAAAUGGUCUGGGAGCUAGUAAACCAAUAUGUCUUGGCGACGGGCACUAUCGGCCUUGGCAGACACGAGGACUAAUGGCUUAUUGUGUUGAUGCCAAUGGAAACCAAAAAGGAGAGGAGUUUCCAUUUACAUCUUUGGAGGACCAACACUGUGAUGUAAAGACUUCUAAAUAGGAAAGAAUUUUAUUUCCUGGUCACUGAGUCACACAUCUAAUAUUAGAAUCACAAGUUUUAGAAUGAUUCUCUUUGAUACUGCAGUAAUGUAUUCAUUCACCUAAAUACUAGAAACAUUCGAUGGUAUAGUAGCAAUACAGGGUACUUGUAUCCUUUAGAUAGAGUAUGUGAGAAUUUUUUUAGGUAAAUUUAUUGAACUAAUUAUAUUAGCACAAGUUUCAACAUAAUGUACUGUAUAUACAAGAAGUUACAUUGUAUAUAAAAUUUAUCUUUUUAUGAAAUUAUGAGCAAGUGGAUGCCUGCCUCACAUGCUGUCACAUGUACCACAAGCACCAAAAAUUGUCAUAUCCAACUCUUUGGAGAAAAGAAUUUCUGAACUCUUGCAAUAACCUGCCAGAGAAUGUUGUGAUGGCACCGAGUGUAAGUUCAUCUAAGACCAGACUUGACCAACACUGGUGCAUUAUUAGAUACUUUCUAGUCAGUACACGCCAACAGUAUGUAACAGAGAAAUGACUGACUGCCAGACUGGCUAGAGCUGACCAGUGGUGAAGAGGAUAAAGUAAAGUCAGCUGAUGGCACUUGUAUAAUGUGGGCAUGGGUAGUCCACCAGAGGCAUAGGAAGAACACUGACCCUAAAAGUUGAUGAUGACUGCUGGAUGCAUUACUUUACGAAAGUUGUGGUUUCUCUACUCAAAUAAUGUUAAAUACAUGCACAAAUAGGUUGUGAACUUAUCAGAAAUAUUCAGCUUGAAUACAUUCAUGAAUCAUCAUUAAUUUGGCUAGGUAGUUAUAAACAGGCAGUUGGUACCGACAAAAAAAAAUCUAAAAUUUUGAACCAAACUUAACAGGAGAUUAGACACUUCAGUUGAUGAACACCAAGGUUUAGUAACACCUAAAAUGAUAGUACAUUUAUACCAUGGAUAGUUAUUUUUAACAAAGACAAAUUGUCCAUUUAAUUACAGUAUUCACCUUAGUCUGGUACUGUAGUGCACUGUAUAAAUAGGAUUCACAUUAUACACAGCUAAAUUUUUUUAAUGUAACUAAAAUCAUUAUGAUCUUACGGUUGAAGCCUUAAGAUGAACAUACUGUUACUUUUACUUAAUCAGUAAAUUUCAAAAAUUAUACUUUGUAUAUGAAGCAAAACAAAGCAAGAGAAUUUAAGUUAAACACAAAUUUAUUUCAACCAUAUACAACAUACAAUGUUACAAGUUUUAAUAAAAAGAUGAUUUUCA